CGUAAUGGGAGAGACAAAUAAAGAAAUUCGUUUCUUUUUACAACGGGAAAUUGUUUGAAUGAAUAUAUUCCUUUUGUAGGAAGCAAAGGUCAGUGCUUCAUAGCUCUGAUAUUCGCUCAUGAGAGUUGAUGGUUUGAUAGAUUGUUCCUUGAAGAGAAGAAGAUUGAUGAGCUUUGAUCCCAUGGAUGAUGCAGAUAUAGCCAAGACCAAAUUUGCAGCUAUGGCAGAAGAACUUGGACGAGAAAUUCGUGUAUUUGAAACAUCACCAACUUCUCUUGAUGGAUCUGUGACCAUGACAUCCAGUGAAGAUGAGCCUGAUGAUUUCUAUGAGUUCACAGCAGAGGAUUAUUUCCGGCUUUUGGCAACCAAAAAGGAAGACAAAUUCCUGAAGACCCGCAAAAUUCGAGAAGCAGAGGAGACAGCUCGUAGGUCAAGAAUAACUAAGGCAAUAAUUCGGGUCCGCUUCCCUGAUAAUUGUACAUUAGAGGUUAAGUUUCAUUCAUCAGAGGCAUUACAAAGUUUAAUUGAUCUUCUGUUGAAAGUGGUUGCUCGGCCAGACCUUCCAUUUUAUAUAUAUACAACUCCUCCAAAAAAGCGUAUAGUGGACUUGUCUCAGGAUUUCUACUCUGCUGGUCUUAUUCCUGGUGCAAUUGUAUAUUUCUCGUACGAUGUACAGAAAGGGGACAAUGCUCCAGAAACUUCAGUGCCCUUUCUUCGAGAUGAGAUUAUGUGCCUCAAGGGCCUAGAUGUACUUCUACAGCAGGCUGAACCUGUCCAAUCUGCAGUGGAACCUGUAAUGGCGGAACCAUCACCUGUUGUUCAAGAACGUAAAGCUGUUGAGAAGAAACCUGUUAAGCCAAAAUGGCUCAAAAUGUGAGACAAGCCUAUUGCACAAGGAAUGGCAAACUGAACUGUACGAAUUUUUUCAACUGUGACAGGGUAUCGGAGAUGAACUCUAUAAUAUGCUUCUCGUAGCAAAAGUAAAAUUUACAAUGGCUUUUGGUUGAGAAAGAACUACCAGGAAAUCGAAAAAUGUGUAAACAUGAUGGGUUUUCUUUUUAUCUUUUCUUAGUUUCCUUAGUGCCUGUUAAUUUAUAUCAGACCUAUUUGAUGUUCAGGUGGGGACUCAUUAAAUCUAUUCACAUGUAUUUUCUGGAUGGAUUUAUGGGUAACUGUAUGUUCCUUACAGAAGACUAUACUAAAUUGCUAACUAUUUGUUCAGGCCA
Messenger RNA from Telopea speciosissima, 1226 nucleotides. Its product is annotated as plant UBX domain-containing protein 1-like. Lineage: Eukaryota; Viridiplantae; Streptophyta; Magnoliopsida; Proteales; Proteaceae. The record is from RefSeq and is a predicted model, not a curated record. The transcript is spliced from 8 exons. Gene Ontology annotation, molecular function: ATPase binding. Gene Ontology annotation, biological process: protein-containing complex disassembly. Bases 119 to 877 code for a protein of 252 amino acids.